This is a messenger RNA of Hypoxylon trugodes, 1999 nucleotides long. Its product is annotated as SET domain-containing protein. Gene Ontology annotation, molecular function: protein-lysine N-methyltransferase activity; protein binding. NCBI's taxonomy places the organism in Eukaryota, Fungi, Ascomycota, Sordariomycetes, Xylariales, Hypoxylaceae. Gene Ontology annotation, cellular component: nucleus. The coding region runs from base 97 to 1548 and encodes 483 amino acids. Gene Ontology annotation, biological process: peptidyl-lysine monomethylation. The transcript is spliced from 4 exons. The record is from RefSeq and is a predicted model, not a curated record.
CAGGCGUUAUCAAUUUAAACAUCUUACUGAGUGACACGAGGGAAUAACCAAUUUCUUCAAUUGACCGGAAGUCGCGCUCCUACGAGAGGAAGAACCAUGUCGGAUCCGACCUUUAACUCCAAGUCCGCGUCUUUCUUAGACUGGUUUAAAUCUUUGCCGGGUGCAACUUUCCACCCAAACAUCGAGAUUCAAGAUCUCCGUGCAAACGGCGCUGGAAGAGGAAUUGUUACUACUGCGGACAUCCCUGAGGAUACUGUUUUAUUCACCAUUCCGAGAACAGCAAUCAUCAACACACAGACUUCGGAUCUUCCUAAGCGCGUGCCACAAGUCUUCGAGACGACGGGCUUGGAGGAAGAUGAGGACAAUGAGGCAGACGGAGAUGGCAGUGAGACUAGUGGUCCUCCUGACAAUUGGGUCUCACUAAUCCUCAUAAUGGUUUAUGAGUAUCUCCAAGGGGAUAAAUCUCGAUGGAAACCGUACUUCGACGUGCUUCCUAGCCAAUUCGAGACGUUGAUGUGGUGGUCGGAUCAGGAAUUGGUCGAGUUGCAAGCUAGCUCGAUUGUCGCCAAGAUCGGUAAGGAAGAGGCGGAUGGAAUGUUUCGCUCCAGAGUCCUACCGGUAAUUGAAGAAAAUGCCGAUAUCUUCUAUCCGGAAGGAGCCGAGAGGCUUAGCGAAGACCAACUGUUGACCCUAGCACAUCGCAUGGGUAGUACAAUCAUGGCCUAUGCUUUCGACCUUGAAAAUGACGAUGAAGAAAAUGACCCCGAAAAUGAAGACGAGUGGAUUGAAGAUAAAGAAGGUACUCUCAUGAUGGGAAUGGUACCCAUGGCCGACAUUCUUAACGCUGAUGCUGAAUUCAAUGCUCACGUUAACCACGGCGAAGAUAGCCUAACUGUCACAACUUUGCGUCCAAUUCCUGCCGGAUCUGAGGUGCUUAAUUAUUACGGGCCGCUUGGAAAUGGUGAAUUGUUAAGGCGUUACGGAUAUGUCACGACCCGUCAUGCGCGGUACGACGUGACAGAAGUAUCUUGGGACCUAAUAUUAUCGGUGUUGAAAGAUACGCUUAAAGUAGACGAAGCCAUUUGGGGUAGAGCGGUCAACGAAUUGGAUCCAGAAGAGAUCGAAGACGCCUUUGUGGUGGAGCGAGAUUCGGGUGAGCCUGACGCUAGAGGUGAGCUUCGAGACGAUGCACACGUGAAGGAAGUUCCCACCGAUCUAGUGGACCAAAUCCAUACAAUCCUCAAGGCCAUUCGAAAAGUCAGCCCAUCUACAAUUCCCGACAAGGCGUUACGGGACGAGAUCACCUUAUUAGCCAUACACCGCGCUCUGGAGCUGAGAUUGGCCCAAUACCCCACAAGCCAAGCACAGGAUUUCGAUCUGCUGUCCGGAAACAAAGUUUCGGGCCGGCAAAAGAUGGCUGUGGCAGUACGAUGGGGCGAGAAGGUUCUUCUGCAAGAAGCUAUCGACUUCGUGCACGAAAAGGUCCUAAGGGUAAAAGCGACGACGGACGGUGACGAACCACAUGCGAAAAGGCAGAGGACGACCUAAGGUAUCAAUCCAUCCUCACCAUCGUUAUCUGUCAAGCGUCAGCAUCAUCAGUAAUCCGUCAGAAAAACAACCUAAUGCAGGUCGGGAUCCUUGAAUCCUAGCCCUAUACUCCAACAUUUUCUUCCGAAGGGGGGGCCCUAGCCACGUGUGCUAGGACUCCCUCUAGACGGCGCAGCCUUGAGAGAAAAUGAAAAUUUGGGGUGGCACCGAUAGCCCACUAGACGCUGUAGAUUAGUUGAUGUGCGCACCAAAACCCUCCAUUUUGAGCGCUAUAUGUCGAUCUUAUGUGCUAUUUUACGACGGACCUAUCAGGUUGCUGACUGUGCCAGGGCCAAUGAGGCACGAAAAUGCAAGGACUGGGAUUGCAAAUAGGGUGCUGAAUGGAAUAUAGACAACUAGCUUAGAUGUUAUAUUUAGACCUCACGGCAAUCUUAAUUUCCAAUGGUUGUAU